Messenger RNA from Hydractinia symbiolongicarpus, 7396 nucleotides. RefSeq lists its product as uncharacterized. Gene Ontology annotation, cellular component: membrane. The coding region runs from base 481 to 7212 and encodes 2243 amino acids. The record is from RefSeq and is a predicted model, not a curated record. Gene Ontology annotation, biological process: cell surface receptor signaling pathway; G protein-coupled receptor signaling pathway; cell-cell adhesion. The transcript is spliced from 41 exons. Gene Ontology annotation, molecular function: metalloendopeptidase activity; calcium ion binding; protein binding. Lineage: Eukaryota; Metazoa; Cnidaria; Hydrozoa; Anthoathecata; Hydractiniidae.
ACAACGUUUAAGGUAUCUGCGUAGACGCCCUUUCAAGUGUUGGUUUGCAUGUUUAUAAUUUGUUCUUUUAACUGGUUAUCUUUGCUCUUCGAUAGAUUAAGAUAGUAAGAUGUACUAAAUAUUACUACAGGAAAGAUUGGUUAUCAAUACAUAUAUAAACAACCAAACAGUGUCGAGUUACUUUGUAUCAUCUGUUAAAUAUUCACUCGUUUUUAUCACGUCGUUAAACUGUGGCUAAAGGUAGAGAAGUUGUUUCAGAAAAUUAUACAUAAAAGUUGUAGAAGAUCGCCGAGACAGCCGAAAAGUUUCAACGCAAGGGGAGACAUGACAGUUAAGUCUUACAAGGAAAAAAAGUAUCGAAAGAAGGAAAUAAAAUUUGUUAAUAAAAACACAAUUCAACAAAGCCAAGAAGAAAUGCGUAUAUAAAGUUAUAUCAAGAGCAUAUAUAUUGAGUUAGCUUAUAGUUAUUGUUUAUUCAUUAUGGGUGGAGCAAGAAACAGACAUAUGUUACUAUUUGCCACUGCGCUGCUAUUUUUUCAACCAUACUCUGCUGGUCUGGAUAUAAGCGACUGUCAGAGCGAAUGGUUACAACUGAAGAACGGCGGCGGAUACGUGUACCGAGUUGAUUGUUCAAAUUUGGGAUUUACUACGAUACCGAAGAAUUUACCGAUUUUAACAUCAGAAUUACUGCUUAAUGGUAACAGCAUUUCUUCAAUUAACGACGAAGCUUUCACUGGAUUGGACUCGCUGCAAACUUUAGAUUUAAGUGGUAAUGAUAUAGCAGGAAUUUCAGAAUCAGUAUUUGAAAAGAUAAAAACUUUGAAAAAGCUAGAUCUAAGUCGUAAUAAGCUGUUUUGUGAUUGGACACUGUGGUGGUUGGUUAAAUAUACUAAAAGACUUAGUAGUUUCGAUGGAAAAUGUUUUUCUCCAAGACCUUUGCGUGGAAAGCUGAUAUCUGAUCUUACUUUGGAAGAUUUAUCAGUUGAUUGUCUCAGUAUAAAAAAGCUUACCAAUACAGUCACAGAUGGAGAAUACACUGUUCGUGUUUAUGGACGCGAUAAUUCAGAAACUGAUACUUCAAUAUUUUGCUAUGAAAUGGAAUCAGAAAAACCAAAAGAGUAUUUAACUUUACCAUCUGGUAUGCAUAAUAAUUUUGUGACAAUCAUAAUGGAUGACAAAUGUAACUACCACUCUGAUGCAGCUUUGAAGAAGACACUUGCAAAUUUUCCCAAGGAAAACACAACAUCAUACUUUCAUAGAGUGCGUGUUGAACUAAAUUCAUUAAAAGUUAUUGCUACAGAUACUACAUUUGCAUCACAUAAGUACGUAAGUUAUGGUCAACCUUCAAUAUGCGGGACUAGUAAUUGCAUUGGUGGUAUGUCCAGAGUUGACCUACGUGGAACACAUUUUCAGUUAAAGGCAAGUAAGCAAAUAAUUAAAGAAGAUAUGUGCUUAACCUGCAGCUUGUGUAAGACCCACCAGACUCUUGAAUUAGAUUUGAUUGAUAAGUCGAAGCAACCAUUUCCAGCCUGCACAUUACCUCUUGGUAUGCAAAGCAACCAUGUACCAAAUUCAAGCAUUUCAGCUUCCUCUCAUGCUGGUAAAUAUUUCAUUCCAAGCCAUGCACGAUUGAACAGUCUUUCGUAUUCAGGAUGGUGUGCAUCUACACAAGACUUAUCACAAUACUUGCGGGUAGAUUUAGGAAAGACAAUGACUCUAAGUGGAAUUUCAACACAAGGUCACAAGGAGAACAAGGAUUGGGUAGUUUCCUACAAAAUAAAAUACUCAAUUACUGGUGUAUCUUACCAUGGAUAUCAUGAAUUAGGAAAGAAAAAGACACUAGCUGGUAACCAGGAUUCAAACACAGUAGUAACACAUUGGUUUCAACCACGUUUCCGAGCUCGCUAUGUUAAAGUACAUCCUCUUUCAUGGAACGACGAUAGUAUUUUGGAACACAAGAUCUGCAUGAGGAUAGAAUUAUAUGGCUGUGAUAAUGACAUUACAUCACAUAUAAUCAAGAAAUCCCCUGAAAACAAAUGUUUAACAGCUGAUUUCGCAACUAAAAAGGAAGAAUACCAUCUCAUGAAAAAAUCAACUUGUACUGGAUCUGAUUUUAUGUUUAUAUACUAUCACAGAAGAUUGAUACACACCAAAACAGGGUUGUGCUUAAAUGUGAAUAGCCAAUCCGCUUUUGUUUUAAAUAAGACUUGUACAUCGCCAAAUUUAAUGUUUCAAAAAGUCCGACAUCCAGCAGGUGAAUCAUUUUUAAUCAAAGAUUUGAACGGAUAUUGUGCAAGCCUAACCGAGGAUGAAAGUACAGGACAAUUAUAUACAAAAUGGAAGUUCUGCUUAAAAGGAGGCUUUACAAUAUUGCAGAUGUCUAGAGAUGGAGUUUCCGCCUUUCCCCCGUACUUUGAAAAAAAGAAGUCAUUUAUUCAAACAGACUUAUUUAAACCGGUGAGUGCAGCCUGUAAAGCUCACGCAGACCCAUAUGCUGUAUACAGAUGGACAAAAAAAAUAGGAAAUUCAGAACAAACAAUCACUUUUGGAUUGGCUACCAAGAAUGACCAUAGCAUUUUAUCAUUUCCAAAUAUUACUUGGAGUGAUCGUGGUAUUUAUACUUGCAAUGCAUGGAACUCAGAAGGAUCAGCUGCAAAAGAAUAUGAAGUUGUUGUUAACCCAAUCCAAUGGUUUCACACAAAACCGUCUGACCAAAGUGUUGUUUAUGGAAAAAAGGCAACAUUCUCUUGCGUUUCAAAAGGAAUACCUAAACCAAAGAUAACAUGGCAUCUGCAUGAUAACUUAACAUUGGAAUACAAGCCUAUAUCAUAUUCUGAUGAAAAGAAGUAUAAGAUUUUUCCUAACGGUACCUUAGUUAUUUACAAUGUUGACUAUAACGACCAAACUACUUAUGUAUGUUAUUCAACAAGUCCUGGCUUGAAGAGGAAUGUCUCUGCUAUGUUAACUGUUUAUGUGACACAAAACUUUACAACUGUCCCAACAGCUGCUCAUGUUUUGUAUGGAAACAAUGCUAUCUUCAGUUGCAUAUUAGAAGGUGAUCCGAAACCACGGGUUGGAUGGUCAGUAAGGCUCAAUAAAUACAAUGAUAUACUCUCCAUUGAUGAAUCAAUGCAAUAUAAAUAUGAGAUCAUGAAUAACGGAAGUUUGUUGGUUAAAAAUGUCACAAUUGAUGAUAAGGGAGAUGUGCUUUGUUAUUCAUACAGUCCAGGACUCAUCAGAAAUGUGAAAGCGCCAUUAACUGUUUAUGUUACACAAGAAUUUGUUUUGAUGCCAAAAGAUCAAAGGUUAAUAUAUGGUUUAAAUCAUACCUUAAAAUGUGUUUCUGUUGGCGUACCCGAACCAAUGAUAUCUUGGGAGUUUAAGAGUGCAUCAAGAAGUAUAUUUCAGCCAGUUGAUGCAAUGAAUAGCAAGAAAUACUCUAUUUUGCAAGAUGGAAGCCUUCAAAUAACUGGUGUUACACUGACUGAAUCUGGUGUUUAUACAUGUGUGUCGAACAGUCCAGGGCUAAAACGUAACAGAUCUGCCAAUAUUGAUGUAUAUGUAACACAAUCAUUUUCAAAGAAGCCUAAAUCACAGACGCUUUUACGAGGUGAAACUGCGACAUUUCAAUGCAUAUCUGACGGUGUGCCAAAACCCAGGGUGUAUUGGAUGUUUAAAGGUCUACAAUCCGCUGCAAAAAGUUACAAGGAGAUGUUGGCAGAUGCUCGUUACAAAUUUGAAUCAAACUCAUUGAUAAUUGAGAACGUUCAGAACAAAGACGAGGGAAAGUAUGCGUGUAUAUCGGAAAGUCCUGGAAAGAUUGUAGAUGCAUCUGCUAAUCUAAUUGUGCAUAUUAUGCCACAGCUCACAUUAUCACAAUCAAAAAACGACAUGUUAGUUGGUCAAUCUUGUGAAGUUAUUUGCACUACAGCUGGUGACCCUACACCAGAUACUAAAUGGUACAAGUUAAAAAAAGAUACUUUUGAGUUAGACCAUGAAAUUUCUGUUAGUGUGUCUGGUCGACUAGCUUUUAGUAAGAUUCGAAAGCAAGAUCAAGGCAGAUAUGCAUGUGAAGCUACAAAUGCAGCUGGAAAAGCGAGAGAAGUGUACACCUUAUCUGUGAAAGCAACUUGUGAAUUGAAUGUUGUUGGACACAGUGUUGCCCAAGAAAAGUAUAUUUAUAUUGAGGACGAGUUUGCGAAGAUACAAUGUCUUCCUGGUUUUCUUAUAAAUGGAUCAAGUAUGCUCCAAUGUUCUAGCAAUGGUAGUUGGAUUGGAGUAGUACCACAUUGCAGAGAUAUUGAUGAGUGCAAUACAAGUAACGAUAGCGAAGCAAGCAGUGGUGAACCAACUGAUAAUGAACCUGAUGUUUGCGAUUAUAAUGCGCAAUGUGUUAAUACGAUUGGUUCAUACAAAUGUGUAUGUGAUGAAGGUUAUGUGAUGAUAAAGUCAAAAUGUGAGUUUAGUCCUCCUGGAGGUAGAACUGAAGCACCAACACUAAAAACAACAGUUUCAACCACACCACCUCCAUUGAACUACAUAUGGCUGAAAAUAUUGAUGCAAGAAUAUAACCAAUCUCUUGUGGAUGAAGAAACAUACUUGCUACGUAUAAAAGACUUUUCCAAAAAUAUUUCCUCGUUAACAUUUCAAAGUUGGAAGGUGAAUGCUAUUAAAAACGUGAUACUGGCGUUAAAUGUGGCUAUAGAUGUGACAGGAUUAGGACAAGUUAAAAUUAACAGCACAAAGAUUUUUGUAUCAAUAGUUGAUGAUAUAUUGAAUGAAGAUAUGAUGGACGUAUGGAAUUUAGUUGAUGAGGAUAUGAACGGUACUAUCUUAGUAAUGAAAUAUUUGGAGGAAUACAUCGUAAAAAAUGCAAAAGUUUUAACUGAAGUAAAUUAUAGACAAGAAAAACUUGUUAUCUCCUACAACAACGUCGACAUCAGAAUUGAGCCAGUUAGAAGUAUGAUGAAAAAUGAGCCAAUGGAAAUUUCUGACAGCAAAAAUGGCUACUCUAUUCAUGUACCCAGUGAAAAUUAUCCACUAUUUAAAGGUUCGGUUGGUGUGGUGAUUGUAUACAAAACUUUACAUAAACUGCUUCCUCAGCCACAAAUGAAAGACGUCGACGAUCCAAAGAUUCUCACAAAAGUGACUUCACUCUCUUUUUCAUCUGGCGACUCAACUUCCUUGGUCAAACCUGUCCAACUAAAAUUCACUUUACCUGAGAUGAUUUUGCCGGAACAGAGAUUGUGCUCUUAUUGGGAUUUCACAAAACCAAACGGUGGAGAGUGGUCAACCAAGGGAUGUCAGGCAUUGAACUCCACGACGUCGUCUCAAAUAACAUGCGAAUGUAACCAUCUAACCAACUUUGCUGUGAUUGUUCCACAGAAAACAGUCGUCAAAGUUGUGUAUCUGACGUUCUCGUUGUCAGCGGCAAUCGGUGCAGCUGUGUGUGUAUUUCUAGCGUUUAUUGUGUGCAUGUCGCAUAUUUGCUGUCCAAGUUAUUCUCGAUCUGAUCGGCGAUGCAUCUUAUGUAACCUUACGUUAAUUAUCGUGAUCGGAGUGGUUAUCUUCGCUGGUGGAGUCUUCAUCUCUGCGAUGAAGUGGGUUCCAUUAUCGUUAAGUUCCUAUUUUUGUUUCUCACUGAUUGGAGUUCUACAACUGUUCGGUGUAGCGUUUUUUGGAUGGCUAUUUGCAGAAGCGAUACAUUUGUAUUUGAUAACAAGAACGGUGAUUGACAAGAAGCAGGGCCAUCUCACUUUAUUCUACUUCAUUGGAUGGGGCAUACCCAUCGGAAUUCUAGCUGCAACAGGCGUACUUGUAUACUUAGACAAGUUUCGACUACAAUCGAGAUGUUUGUUACACGUGUCGUUUUAUUUGGUUGGCGUUCUGAUCGGUGCACCAUGUCUAUUAUAUAUCAUUGUCACGGUAAUCCUCUAUUAUGUUAUCUCUUGCACGAUGCAUCGAAAUAAAGACUUGUUGAGUAGUAAUGUUAUCAGUCAUACAAGACGAGCCUUGGUAUGUUCUGGUGGCUUGAUCAUUAUCCACGUGUUAGUGUUGGCAGCUGCAUCAGCAUUUUUACAUUUCAACACCGAUCCAUUAUUUCAUCAUAUUCUUGGCGGCGUCAUCGCGUUUGAGGGAAUAUAUUUGGUACUCUAUCAUUGCUUCUUAGAUCGAACGGAUGGAAACUUCAACUCACGACAAAAUUCUAAGAAGAGAAUUUCAUACAGUACUCAAGAAAUUGUUACAUAUUCCCCAAGCAACACAAACGAGAUGGGUACAGAUACAAACGAUCAAAAAUAUUUGGUGAAAAGAUCUUCAAAGCGAUAUUCUGGUGAUCCAUCCAAACCUUCUCCUCCUCAACUCAGAACGCAGACUUCCUCAGACGCAGGAGAUUUGGAUGCUCCUUAUCCUGGGAUGUAUGGCAGUCCUGGUGGUGGAAGCUCACCAGAAACAAAACCGUUGCUUUCAAAACAAGCAAAUGGCGAUCCACCGGAGAUAAUUUACGAAGAAGAUGACCAAGUCGAUGGAGCUUCCCUGCCUACAUUCGGCCAUGUUACAACAAGUCGAACAAACUCUGUACCCAGCAGCCGACACAAUUCCUUACCGAGAAAGAAGCACCAAAUUUGGGACGAAGCUUCCAUUGAUGGAAGUCAUAAAGCUUUGAAACGAUCGAACAGUAAAGCUAGUAGCAUUGUAAGCAUUGAAACGCAUAUCAGUUCAACAGACCAGAAAGGACUCCCUGUGUAUUUCCCCGCUGCACCUCCUCACUACGAGAUGUCGUUGCAACAAAAUCAAUCAGAAAUGAAAAACAUUGAUUCCUACCUUGGAAGCGGAACCAACUCAGCUCGUACGAGCUUUGGUAUCGAUCCUGAUCGCGUGUCGAAUUUAUCGUCCGAACUAUCAAAUAUUCUAUUCGAGCUACAAGCUUUUGAUACGGAAAAACACCCUCGAGAAUUACACGGAGCAAUUUACAGCGAGUCAGACUCGAAAACAUUACCGCACCGUCGCCAACUUGGUGCAACUGAUCUCAGUCGGUCAUCCACGUUCAAGCCUCAACGUGGGUACGCCAAAACUGAAGUGCAUUUCGAUUUAGAAAAACCACCACAUAUUGAUCACAAUCGUGUCAGGAUUCUUCGAGGGAGGUCUCGCGCUGAAGCAGACCCUUCUGACGGUUUACACAGUAACUCAGAUUCUAUAUAUUCUAGUUUAUAAGAAAACAUGGUUAAUACUACAUAUUGCCGUUUAUAGGACAUUCUGGUGGAUAUUUUACAUCUAAGUUUACAAGUUGACAUAAAACUUGACUUUUAUGCGUUUUUUUUAUUCUUUGAAUGUUAGACCCAAGGCUGUAAGAAUGAUUGUAUUAAAUAUUUUAUCUAUAAAAAGAUUUCUUCAUUCA